AUGUGCGAGGCGCCCGCGGUUGUCGAAGACGCUGAUCCGCGCGGAAGGCGACUGCGAUGUGUUUCUGGAGUCAAACGGUCCAUUGAGUAUGUAUCCGUCCAGCUUCUGAGCAGCACUGGAGAGCUGGGAGAUGCUGAGAGGCCCGCGACCCCAGACCCCUACCUGCCUGGCGUCAGCAAGCGGCAGUGGGAGGCCAAGGUUGCUGCUUGGCGCAAUGAGAUGUCCCGACUUCUUGACGAGGUGCCGGUUGGUGCGACGGAAUUGGCGGCUGCCGAUGAGCUCGGCGUCUGGAUAGAGCCUUCGCCGCCCGCCGUGCGCGGCUGUCGCGCGCUCCUGCAAGCUGGAAACAGCAUCCUGCUCGCCUACAGCAUCCUGACGCGGGACUUCCGCGGAUUCAGCCGGCACGUUCUGCCGACGGCGCAGUGGGUCCGCCGCGUCGAGGAAGUCGAGGGCGCGUUGUUGCACAUCACUGACAGCAGUGAAUGCACACUCGACGUCGAUUUGACAACUGGGCGGAGAUCGCGGGAGACCGCGGCCGAUGGGCGCGUCAUGGGCGCCGACGACGAUCCGCUGGGAGGCAUGGUGCAUGGGGGCGGGGGAUCCAAUGCAUGUCUUAGCUCUGCUCUGAAUGCGUUGGGGGCACAGGUGCCGACCGGCGUGCAGGGCCCAUUCCGUGCGCUCGAGCACGGGGACCAAUGGCUGUCACAUCUCGGCCUCGCCCUGAUCCGGCAGCCUCGGGGCCCGACAGGCCCGGGGCGUUGCGUCAGGUGCGAGCCGCCGCGGCGCCCUGGGCCGCGCGGCGCGAGGCGCGUCGGCCACUUCACAGCCGUUAUACUGCGGCCAGGCGGCGCCACUGUGAUAGACAGCCGAACAGGCCUGCCAGCGAUUCGCGAGUGGCGAGCGUGGAGCGACAUUCCGGACGUGGAGGAGCACAAGUGGUUCUUGUUGGUGGAGCUCGGCGCGCGGGGGCCAGGGCCCGAGGUGCCGCCAGUCCCGUGCGAGUUCGCACUCGAGCUGCCGCGUCUUCCGAAGAUUCGCUUACUCGAGCGGCUCAACGCUCACCCUCGGGACUCUCAGUUGCACUUCGUCGAGGAGUCGCACUCCUACUGCAUUCGCGGCGCGCGAACGCAUGGGUCAGUCACGGGGUUGAUACACGAGUACUCUAGUGGUUUCGACGCUUGCGCAGUGAUUGAGAAGAUGCGGAACGGGCGGAACUGGCCGCGACCGGAUUAUUUGCGCCACCCUUGCCCGGAAGACGCGGUCGUGGCGCUGCGGGCCGCGCCGGAGGCUGCUCGCCUGCGCGAGUUACUUGUGUCGCACGGUGCCUGCGACGCCGAGAUCUGCGCCGAGGUGAAGGCCACUGCGAGAGCGGCUCCCCGCCUGGCAUGCCUGAUGGAGAGUUUAUUCCUCUCGGAUCCGGAGAUCGUGGAGAAAUGGCGCCUGAACAAGGAAGAGGCGGCUAGGCGGGGCACCUGGAUGCACUGGACGUUCGAGGCCCACCUCAACCGCGUUCCGGUACCCCACGACGCCGUGGAGUUCCAGUUAUUCCUGAAAUACUUGGGCGCGCUGAGAGGUCUGACGGCUUUCCGCACCGAGUGGGCCAUAUUCGCCGAGCACGAGGGGCUUGCUGGGUCAAUCGAUUUCGUGGCUCGAGACUCCGCGGGCAGCUUGUACAUAUACGAUUGGAAUCGGGCGAAGACUUUACGUUCAAAGUACACGAACCCGUGGCAGAAUAUGAAGUUUCCGUUGAGCCGAUGGCCAGACUGCCAGGGAAACCAUUACCGGGUGCAGCUCAACAUUUACAAGUGGAUGCUGGAACGUUACUACGGCGCCCGCGUGGCUGCGAUGUAUGUGGUCUGCCUGCAUCCGGACAACGGCGACCAGCCAUUCGUGGGCGACGUGCCGGUGAUCCCAGAGAUCGAGGAGCUCAUGGCCAUUCAACGCACGAGGUCCCGAGAGUUGCGAGCCAUGGCAUCGGAAAACGCCAGCGAGAUGGACCCUCUGGGCGGCUGGCCGCGGCCAGUCGUGGCGGCGCGCUUGCCUUAA
This is a messenger RNA of Prorocentrum cordatum, 2046 nucleotides long. Lineage: Eukaryota; Dinophyceae; Prorocentrales; Prorocentraceae. The record is from the annotation of a GenBank genome assembly.